GUCAGUCUUGUCUGUCUUGAGAGGAAAUACUGCCUGCAGGCUACUCAGCCAGCACUAAGUCAAACAGUGAGGAGCUGGCCAGCUUGCAGGCAUGAAUUUCACAAUGCCUGGCUCUGCUGCAGGCAAGAAGCUGGAUCUUUCCAAGCUGACAGAUGAGGAGGCAAAACAUGUGUGGCAAGUUGUCCAGAGAGAUUUUGACCUAAGGAAGAAGGAGGAAGAGAGACUUGGGGAGCUAAAGACCAAGAUAGAGAAGGAAGACAUCAAGAGAGAGUUGUUGGGGAACCAGAGCAGCUUGACUGAGUCUCACUGCAUUCGCUGUCUUCAGGCCUUCAAGUUCCUGGUCAACAUCAAGCGUCAGUGUUUGGACUGUCAGCUUUAUGUCUGCAAGUCCUGCAGCCGUUACAGCAAGAAGGAGCUGGGCUGGGUGUGUGAUCCCUGCCAUAUGGCAAGGGUCCUCAAGAUUGGUACUUUGGAGUGGUACCAUGAGAAUGUCCGUGCACGUUUCAAGCGCUUUGGGAGUGCCAAGGUGAUGCGAUCACUAUUCAAGAGGUUGAGCGAAGAACGCAGCUGCUCUCAGAGUGACCUGGGAGAGCCACAGGACUAUGAUACACAGAGCAUGCCCGAGGUCCACACAGACGGAUAUGAGCUCAGCAUGGAGGCAGCAGACUCACACUACAAAGAGAUGAAAAAGACUAAAAGGCGGUUAACUGUUGAUCCUUUUGAUUUCAUACUGGGCUGUGACUACUCCAACAACUCAAGAAGCCAAGAUCAGGCCCAGACCCUUCAGGCCCCAGAGGCCCAUGAUGUCAUGGACACAGAUAUAGGGGGAAGGGAGUCAAUGCUUGCUGAGGCUGAUCUGGAUGACAUUUUUCACCCAACUGAUCAUGAACAGCACAAGGGUCUGGACCUGGAAAUGGCUUCACAGCACGAUGAUCUUGCAUAUACAGAGAACCGAACUGUCCCCUCUCGCUCCAUAUCUCGCCUAAGUUAUUCCUCGUGUGGCAGCAGCAGUAUCGGAGGCCCCCGAGGAUGCAGCAGCUCUCUGCCCGGCCUUGAUGACUCAGAAGCAGAGGAUGACCACUGCCAACAGUACCCAAUCUACCAGCCUCAUCCAGAACCCAGUAGCCUCACAUCACAAGAGAGCCUGAACUCAUCGACUGUUCCACCACAGAUAAUUGACCUGAACAUAAGAAUGUCAGCCAUUGAAAGCCUUCUGAACCGCUUGGAGCAGAAAGUCAUCCCAACGAAUCAUGAGGUUCCAACUGCACACAGCACAUCUCCUCCUCAGUGGGAGGAAGUGGACCUCGAAGAGCAGCAGCUCAGACAGAAGCUGCACAAGAUGACAGACAACAUCAGUGAUUACAGCCUAACUUCUGAUGAGGAUGAGCCCCAAAGGCCAUAUUCUGCCUCAGAGGUCUCAGCAUUGGGAUGCCCAAAGGGGAGGCCCUCCAGAAUACCCACCAGACCUACAUCUACAGCAAGUCCCGCGAAUUCCAGACUUGAAGACGAGAUGCUUCAGCAAACUGAUGCUGAGAAGAUGUACUAUUCAUCAGACAGCCUGGAGAGGAAGAAGCACCCCCUGCAAGAGGCAUCAGUGGCAAGCUUCAAAGGCUCAACAGCCUUACUGGUUGAACUGGAAGAUAAAGUAGCUCAAGCAGCUGCCAGUGUUCAGAAUGCUAAAAGUGAGGUGUUUUACAUAGAGAACAGGAUAGCUGCCCUGAAUGCUGCUGGCACACCUGAUAAAAAAAGACGGCAGUCAGCUAUCCCGAUCCAAGCAAGAAGACUCUCCCACAACUUUCCCACAAGCCAGUCGGACAGGUUUGUAAGGAACUCCCUCUACAGGGGCUCUCUGACACAAAGGAACCCUGUGCCAAAGCCCAAGACCCGGGCUACCUGUGCGAAACCGGUAAUGACACAGGGUUCAUGAGAAGGAGGCUGAGUAUUAUGUGACAAGGAGCUUUUUCACCACUUUUAUUCAUUUAUUCUCACAGCGGAAAAUCUGAAGUCUGCUCAGAGAAUCAAAGAUGGGACUUCUUGGUUCAGGUUUUAAACUCUGUGUUUAUGAUAUUUUACUAGGAUAGAUCUGUACCACAUCCACAGCAUGUGUUGUACCUGAUAUGCACUAACUUAGUUUGAUCUGGCAAACAUGUGAUUUUCAUAUAUUAACAUGCAUUUACUCUAAGGUGUUGGUCUGAGAAAUCUAACAGGUUAUUCAGCAUGUGUCUCAUAUAAAUGUAAAUAUUUGUUUCAGACAGUGCAGUAACAAACUACAAGUCAUUCCCAAAAUAGUUUUACAGCUCGUAACUUAUUCAUAUCUUCAUUGAAAGUGUAAAAACUUUGAAGUGAUUAAGAAAAAAUAAUGAUGUUAAGUAAGAAGCCCUUUUAAAAUAUGAUGUAAAUCAUUAAAGACCAAACAGAAUGUAUAGAUUGUGGUACAAGUUCUAGAUAUUUUCUAGAUUUGUAAAUUGUGUCUUGUAAUCACUAGUUUUCUGCUGACACUGCUAAAAGUGUGUUAAAAUAUUCCUCUAUAACCUGUUUAGAUACAUUUUUAUUGUUUUGCUGUAACAUAAUUAAAACAAUCCUGUUUACAACUCAGUCAUUUCUGUUUUACUGAAGCACCAUUAAAGCUUUUUCAUUUGUUUUUACUCAGAUAAAAGACGG
Melanotaenia boesemani (Boeseman's rainbowfish) is the source of this 2661-nucleotide messenger RNA. RefSeq names its product melanophilin b (gene mlphb). The record is from RefSeq and is a predicted model, not a curated record. Bases 92 to 1927 code for a protein of 611 amino acids. Gene Ontology annotation, cellular component: cortical actin cytoskeleton. Lineage: Eukaryota; Metazoa; Chordata; Actinopteri; Atheriniformes; Melanotaeniidae. Gene Ontology annotation, biological process: intracellular protein transport. The transcript has 16 exons. Gene Ontology annotation, molecular function: myosin binding; small GTPase binding; actin binding.